UGCCCAGUCGCAGCCCUGUAGCCGCGGUUUCACUUGAGGAGGGAACUAGACAGCAGGUCGCCACCAGCCACUUGUGGAGUCCCACAUCGCCAGCUGGAGCGCGGAGCACGGGACACGCAAGGGAAGGAGGCGCAGAGGACUCGAGACCCCCAGGGCUGGGCACACUCCCCUGUCCCCGGGACAGAAGGCAAUCGUCGGAAAAACGGGAGGGAGGAGGCSGUCUAUCUGAAAUAGUCGCGGGACAGACUGAACGUACGUCCCUCGGAAGGACGAGGGUAUGGAUAAGCUGGCGCAGAUCAUCUCCUUCGGCCAGCUCAUCUACAAACAGUGUGAAGAGAUGAAAUACUGCCAGAAGCAGUGCCGGCGUCUGGGGAGCCGUGUCCACAGCCUGCUGCAGCCUCUGAAGAUGCUCCAGGACCAAGGAGAGAGGAAACUGUCCGCUGAGAUAAUGGCUGCCCUGAACCAUUUCAAAGCUGCCCUGGAGGAAGCUAAGAGGCAGAUAGAAAAGUUCAGCAGUAAAUCUAAUAUCUGGAAGUUUCUAAAGGCAGGUGAUAACAAGAUACUCUUCAGGGAAGUGAAUGAACAGCUGAGAGAUGUCUACGAGGAGCUCUCAUUGCUACUUCAGGCUGAUCAGCUUAUUUUCAGGGUCAGCCAAGGAGCAUCCUGGGCACAGGAAGAUCAGCAGGAUGCAGAGGAAGACAAACAAGUCUUGCAAAGCUUACCCCAAAGAAUGGAAAAUGAAAACAUUAAAGCUUCACUGAGGAGGUUGGAAAUCAACAUGAAAGAAAUCAAGGAAACCUUACGGCAGUUGCUGGGCUCAGACUCAUCAAAACCCAUGCAGAAGAUCCCACAGGACCAAGUCAAGGAGAUUAAGAAGGAACAGCUUUUAGGAUCCCCAUGGAUCCUGCUGAGGGAAGACGAAUUCAGCACACUCUAUAAAGGAGAGUACCAUAGAUCUCCAGUGGCCAUAAAAGUAUUCAACAAACCCCAGGCCAGAAGCAUUGGAACCGUGAGGCAUACCUUCAAUAAUGAGAUCAGAACAAUGAAGAAAUUUGAUUCCCCCAACAUCCUGCGUAUAUUUGGGAUUUGCAUUGAUGAAACAGUGAGUCCACCUCAAUUCUCCAUCGUCACGGAGUACUGUGAACUGGGGACCCUGAGGGAGCUGUUGGAUAAGGAAAAGGACCUCACCUUUGGUGUACGCAUCUUCCUGGUCUUGGGAGCAGCCAAAGGCUUGUACAGGCUACACCAUUCGGAAGCACCUGAACUCCAUAGCAAUAUCAGCAGCUCGAGUUUCCUGGUAACUGAGGGCUACCAAGUGAAGCUUGCAGGAUUUGAAUUGAGUAAAACACAGACUUCCAUCAGUCGGGAAACUAAAGGGAAUAAAGCAGAGAGAGUCAAUUCUACAGCUUAUGUCUCACCUCAGGGACUGGAAAAUGUGUUCCAUAAAUAUGACAUCAAAGCUGAAAUAUACAGCUUUGGAAUCGUCCUCUGGGAAAUUGCCACGGGGAAGAUCCCAUUUGAAGGCUACAACUCUAAGGCGAUUCACCAGCAGGUGGUUGUGGACCGGCAGCAGGAGCCACUGGGUGAAGACUGCCCUUUAGAGCUGCAGGAGAUCAUUGAUGAGUGCAGGGCCUAUGAGCCUUCCAAGCGGCCCUCUGUUAAUGGAAUCUUAGAGAAACUGUCUACCUUUACUUAGUUGUAUCAGAAACCUAAACCAAGGAGUCUCUGGACAAGAAGCACAAACUGGUCAUGUCUCUCUCUCAUAUCCUUUGGCAUCAAGCUACUAUGGGUGCAAGGAGGCAGUACUUCUCUAUUACAAAUAGAAACCAUUUGUAAUUCCAGUCAUACAGAGCACAUCCUGCUCCCAGUGGUUUUUCCAAAAAUAUGCUUCUGACUAUACCUAUAGAUGAUCUGCAAAACUUGAUAGAUGAUUUUCUGCCUAUGCCUCUUGACAAUGGGACUCUGCAGCUCCUUGCAUUGAGAACUGGAAAUCUGUUCUGUCUGAAUCCGGGAUGUCACUGUGACUUGAUUCACUCAAUAGAAUGUGGAAGAGGUGACAGUAUGCAAGUUCCAAAAUUGGGCUUCAAGAGGCCUUACAAGUGCUCACUCCCUUUCUUGGAACCCUACUCAGCCAUGAAAUUGGGCUAGCAAGCUGGAUAAUGGGAGACCACAUGGAGCACAGACAAGCUAUCCCUGCUAAGAUCAUAUUAAACCAGCCUGGCAACUGACCCAGUUAUAUGAGUGAGCCCAGGCAAGACCAAAACCACCCA
This is a messenger RNA of Urocitellus parryii (Arctic ground squirrel), 2270 nucleotides long. It is a transcript of the gene Mlkl, whose product is annotated as mixed lineage kinase domain like pseudokinase. The record is from RefSeq and is a predicted model, not a curated record. Gene Ontology annotation, molecular function: ATP binding; protein kinase activity. Gene Ontology annotation, biological process: cell surface receptor signaling pathway; necroptotic signaling pathway; protein phosphorylation. Lineage: Eukaryota; Metazoa; Chordata; Mammalia; Rodentia; Sciuridae.